Messenger RNA from Mytilus trossulus (common blue mussel), 2556 nucleotides. Its product is annotated as integrator complex subunit 13-like. NCBI's taxonomy places the organism in Eukaryota, Metazoa, Mollusca, Bivalvia, Mytilida, Mytilidae. The transcript is spliced from 17 exons. The record is from RefSeq and is a predicted model, not a curated record. Gene Ontology annotation, cellular component: integrator complex. Gene Ontology annotation, biological process: centrosome localization; regulation of mitotic cell cycle. The coding region runs from base 336 to 2396 and encodes 686 amino acids.
UAAUACGCGCACCUGCUGUACUUCAAGAUGGCUGCGCCCAGUAAAGCAAAACAAUGAAUUUUUCUUCCUAUAUUUACCAUAUCAUGCAGUUGUUUCUGGUUAAAUACCAAAAUUAACAAUCUUUGUCAAAGACAAAAGGGAUUAUUAUUAGACAAGGACUUUCCGUGUUGACCAGUAAUUGAAUCCAUGAUUAUUCAUAACUUUGAUGCAAAUUAUAUUUAAAAAUUUGUCAGAUGAUUGAGACAUAAAUAAUUUAUGAUAUAGUGUUUGAAUGUUGACCUAGGCCAGGUGUUAUCAGGAGAGACUUUUACACAGGAACUGCAAAUAAACUAAAAAUGACGUAUCCAAUAGAACACAAAACUGUGUUUGUGCUUGAUAGAUCUCCUCAUUUUGCCAAAUCUUGCAAAGAAAGCAUUGAAUAUGAUGCACUGUCUAAAGUUAAGGCACCAGGUGUUAUCCCAGCUGCUCCAAUCACAAAGUCACUCUGGACAUGCAAUGUUGAAACAAUGGUGGAGUAUAUGAGAAUUGUGUUUGAUAUUUUUCCCGGCACACGACUGAUCCAGGUAGUUGUUGGAGAGCAGUCUCUGAACUCAUGGUCAAAUAAAGAACAGAAUAUACAACAGGUUAUGCUAGCAUUGGGCCAUGUAGGUCCACCAAGUGUGUGCAGUAAGGAAGAUGACUAUGAUUUAUUACACAGUCUUUCUCAUGCUAUUGAAGCAUUAUGUGAACAGACUGAGUUACAGCAGCAGUACAGUCCAGAUGAUAUACAGAACAGAGGGAGAAUCAUUUGUUUGACUUCUGCAAGGAGUGAAGCUCAGAUACGUAUGUUUGAGGAGUAUGUGCAGGAUGCCAUGAACCAACACAACAAGUUAGCCAGUGGUUCUGACACAUUACUUCCCAUACAGCAUUGUGAGUUAGUCAUUAUACACAUUGUUCCAUUCGGAGAUGACAGUAAAAUUGCAGAUAAACCCCUUCGACAGGUUUCUACCUCUUUUUCCUGUGAAUUACAUGCCACUCCAUCAGGAACACCUCUAUAUAAUAAGUUGAUACAUCUUUGCCAGAAGCAAUAUGACCUUGCCUCCACAACAGUCACAGGUAUUCCUAUGAAGGAAGAACAAAAUGCCAGUUCUUCAGCUAACUAUGAUGUAGAAUUGCUGCAUCCAUCAGAAGCUCAUGAUGACCUACUUAAAUCAGCUGCUUCAGAUGGUUUGGUCAUUCCAUCAAAAGAAGGAUUACCUACAGAAACUAUUACGCUCAAAUGGUGUACACCAAAAUCAAAUAUUAUAGAACUGAACUACUGUACAGGAGCCUACAGAAUCACACCUGUAGAUGUCAACAGUAGACCUUCAUCUUGCCUAACAAACUUUUUACUCAGUGGUAGAGCUGUCAUGCUUGAACAGCCCAGAAAAUCUGGUACAAAAGUUAUCUCCCAUCUGCUGGCCAGUCAUGGAGGAGAAAUCUUUGUUCAUGCCAUAAAUACAGCCAGAUCCCUCCUAGAAGACCCACCCUCUAUCAGUGAAGGGUGUGGGGGUAGAGUAACUGAUUACAGGAUAAACGAUUUUGGAGAAUUUAUGAAAGAAAACAGACUAGCUCCAGCUACACAUGAAAUGACUGCUAAUCAAACAGAAGUACCAUUAUUAAAAGCUAAGAAAAGGUUGGAGAGAAUGAGUAGAUAUUGGCCAAUGGUUAUCAAUGAAACAAUCAUAUUCAACAUGGCAUCUCAUAUAGACCCAUUACCAUCACUGAUAAUCAAGGAUACUCUGGACGAUGAAGAAGUAAUGGAAUGUAAGAAAGCUGUUUACCAUGUGGUUGGUAUGGAGAGUAGAAAUGAAGCUUUACCCAUCCAGUUGUCUGGUUCUCGUGGGAAAGGACCAAAGAGGGAUGAACAAUAUAGACAGAUGUGGUCUGAAUUAGAGAUGUUAAUCAAAGGUUAUGCUGAUACUUCACCCAACCACCAGAAAGUUCUAGAAUGUCUCCUAGAUUGUAAAAAACCAACGGCGGAAGAUAAAUCUCCAAAGAAAGGGGAUAAAGUUUUUGCAAAAGAGGAAAAAAUGGAUGUUGAUUCUCAGGUUGAACAGUCAUGGAAAACUCUGGAUAAAUUCCAGAAAAUGACAGAAAGGGAGAAAUCAGACUACAACAAAAGUGAUUCUGGUCCUCCAUCAAAACGAGCCAAGUUGGAGGAACCUACAGCCAGCACAGGAAGUACUUCAGGACCACAGAAUCUCUUGUCAUUAUGGACAAACAGAAUUGCUUCAAUCCACUCAAAAAGACAUGUGGAAUUUGCAGGGCGACUGGAAAGUAAAGAUAAUGUGGCUGAAUUAUAUCAACAUAUGAAUGAAGAUAAGGGAACCCCAAUGGAAACAGGCACAGAAAAUAAACAGCAAAACAGAAUGUAGUUUCAAAAUACUUCCACACUGUUAUACAACAAAUCUGACAAUUUUGUGACUAUUUGUCAUUUCAAAGGACAGAAUACAUUGAAUCUGAAAUGUGCAAUUCUUUAUACACAAGUAAAUGUAUGAAUAAUUCAGUUUUAACUGUUUUGAUACUAAACUAGAC